Molecule: messenger RNA, 1756 nt
Organism: Solea senegalensis (Senegalese sole)
Lineage: Eukaryota; Metazoa; Chordata; Actinopteri; Pleuronectiformes; Soleidae
Gene: lmx1a
Product: LIM homeobox transcription factor 1, alpha
Exons: 8
Coding region: 228-1289 (353 amino acids)
Biological process (GO): neuron differentiation; regulation of transcription by RNA polymerase II
Cellular component (GO): nucleus
Molecular function (GO): DNA-binding transcription factor activity, RNA polymerase II-specific; RNA polymerase II transcription regulatory region sequence-specific DNA binding
Source: RefSeq, a predicted model, not a curated record
UCUCUCCCUCAUUCCCGUUCAUUCCUAAUAAGAUAAUUGAUAAAUUGCCUUAACAGUCAAUAUUCGUGGACUAACUGCUGUGACUCUUACUCUGAUGCGCUCCUCUGUGAGAGUGCGAGCAGCAGCAGCAGCAGCAGCAAAGUUGCAGCAGGACUUUGAGAUGCUCUGAGAGGAACAGCGAGUUCAUCAGGCACGUUUAAACCGUCAGCAGACUCACUUCACAGGUAAUGGCUGAGAGGACAGUGUGUGUCGGGUGCCAGCGGCUCAUCACAGACAGAUUCCUGCUCAGAGUCACUGACAGUCUGUGGCACGAGGAGUGUGUGCGCUGCGCAGCGUGCGGAGACGCGCUCAAGAACUCCUGCUUUCUGCGGGACCGCAAACUUUACUGCAGGCGAGACUAUGCUGAUCUGUUUGCGGUGCGUUGUGGGGGCUGUGCGGAGGCCGUCUUCCCCACAGAGCUGGUGAUGCGUGCAGGAGCCACUGUUUUCCACCUGCGCUGCUUCACCUGCAGCGUUUGUUCCUGCCGCCUGCAGACUGGAGAACACUGCAUCCUCAGGGAGGGACGGCUUCUGUGUGCUAGAGAAGACUAUCACCGAUGUCUGGCCAGCCCGACCUCCUCUGACACAGGUAAAAGUGAUGAUGAUGAGGAAGAAGAGGAGGAGGAAUCCAGUGAAGGGACAGGCAAACAGAUUAAAUCAGAAGAACUGGAAAUCAAACGUCCAAAAAGACCUCGCACUAUUUUGACCACUCAACAAAGACGGACCUUUAAAGCUUCCUUUGAGGUCUCAUCCAAGCCUUGCAGAAAGAUAAGGGAGACCUUGGCAGCAGAGACCGGCCUGAGUGUCCGGGUUGUGCAAGUCUGGUUCCAGAACCAAAGAGCCAAAAUGAAGAAACUGGCCAGGAGACAGCAGCAGCAACAGGAGCAGCAGCAGACUCAGGAACGGCACGAGCACCAUCAUUCAGCGCCCUCUCGUGGUGGAUUACCCUCAGAGAUGGAGCAUCUGGGCUCUUCGUUUCACCACAUUCAGCAGCAGCAGCAGCAGCAGGUGGGGCUCACCACUCUGGAGCCACAGGACUAUGACAUGGACCCCUUCAGGCAGGGCUUGACCCCACCUCAGAUGCCAGGGGAUCACAUGCACCCCUAUGGCUUUAAGAGCCUGUACAGUGACAUCGACAAGGACCCACUUUGUCAGAUGCUUGACAGCGACUGCCUCCCACUAAGUGGCUCCUCUCUACUUACUCCUAUUGACUGUCUCUACUCCAUGCAGGACUCUUACUUCACCUCCUGAGAGUGACGACUCGGUGAGAAUUGGUCCGACUCACUCUACAUCACUGUCUGGUAUCAUCGUUUGUCUCUUUGGAAAAGGAGAAUUGGGUGUAAAAUUAUCUCCAAGUAUGGCAAGUGUCAAGGCUUAUAAUCAAUGUGUAGAUGCACACAAAUCAUAAAAUAUUCAACAACAUUGACAUAGAAACUCUAUGAAACAUGCAUAAAUGGACUGACAAAAAAGACAGAUUAAUGCUGUGUUCAAGACAAAUCAGAAGUCGAGAUUUGUCAAACUUCAACGAGAAUAAGUACAAACUGAGCACAAGAAAAAGUCGUCAUUCUUUUCUGUGAAGUCAGAGCAAAAUUAUUUACCCCAUCGCACGGGGGAAGCUGCUCUCUGAUGUCACACAUCAUAAAACAUAACACUAAAAGGCAACAUGCAGAAUGUUUAUAUUCAAUUCAAAUCAGAUAGUAAAACCUGAUCUAUGUAAA